Molecule: messenger RNA, 1594 nt
Organism: Punica granatum (pomegranate)
Lineage: Eukaryota; Viridiplantae; Streptophyta; Magnoliopsida; Myrtales; Lythraceae
Source: RefSeq, a predicted model, not a curated record
UUUUUCAGGUGAAAACGGAAAACUGGAAAACAUUCUCAUAGUAAGUUUCGUUUUCCUUUUCUCCAGCUUCUGUUUCUUCUCUUGUCGUCUCCUUCUUCUUCGACGGUCCAAAUCCGCAGCUGGAUAUCCUUUCUCCCGACAAAACUCUCGCAGGGGGUUUUGGGCUUUCCUCCUCCGUCUCCGAUUAGCAAUGGAUCCGCAAGAAAGGCAAUCUUUUGCCGAUGGAGAGGCCGAAGAUUUCAAGCCCUCCUCGGACCACGCCCACGGCUACAGAUCUCAACCUCACGCUGGAUAUGGAGCCAGCCCUGGAAAGAUUUUUAUAGGAGGUUUAGCAAGAGAGACGACUACUGCACAAUUUGUCAAGCAUUUCGGCAGUUAUGGCGAAAUUAUUGAUUCCGUUAUCAUGAAGGACCGUAAAACUGGGCAUCCCCGUGGUUUUGGGUUUGUGACUUAUGCAGAUCCAUCUGUGGUUGAUAAAGUCAUUGAGGACACUCACAUCAUUAAUGGAAAACAAGUGGAAAUCAAGAGGACGAUUCCAAAAGGUGCUGGUGGCUCUGAGGAUUUUAAGACAAAGAAGAUCUUUGUGGGUGGGAUCCCGGGAACUGUGACUGAAGAUGAGUUCAAGGACUUCUUCUCGCAGUUUGGAGAGGUGAAGGAUCACCAGAUAAUGAAAGACCAUUCCACAAACCGUUCUCGUGGCUUUGGGUUUAUUACUUUUGAGACAGAGGAAGCAGUUGAUGAACUCUUGGCUCAGGGCAAUAGGCUUGAGCUGGCAGGAUCGCAGGUGGAAGUCAAGAAAGCAGAGCCAAAGAGGCCAAACGCACCACCGCCCUCAUCAAGACGUUUCUCCAGUUCGAGAUCCUCAUAUGGUGGUGAUGUCAGCGACUCUUAUGGUGGUUAUGGUGGCUACCGCUCAGGUGGAGGAGCGUAUGGGGGAAGAGCCAGUGCAUAUGGGGGAUACGGUGGUGGGGCCGAAUUCGGUGGUGGGUAUGGUGGAUAUGGGGGUGGAGGAAUGGGCGGCCCUUAUAGAGGAGACCAGUCUAUGGGCUAUUCAAGUUGUUAUGGAGGAGGCCUGAAUCGAGGCUACAAUUUUGGGGGCUCUUAUGGUGGCGGUGGAGAUGGUUAUGGUGGCUAUGGUGGCAGCAGUGGUGGAGGAUAUGGUGCUGGAGGAUACGGUGGCAGUGCUGAUGGAGGAUAUGGCAGCGGCAGUGGUGGUAGUUAUGGCAGCGGUGCUGGCGGGGCAUAUGGUGGCAGUUAUGAUUCUGGCUUUGAAGGAGGUGGCGAGUAUGGAGGUGGUGGAGGAAACAGCUACUAUGGAGGCAGAGGCAGCGGCUACGGUGGUGGGAGCAGCGGUGGCGGAGGCAGCGGUUUUGGUGGCAGUGCAGGUGGCCGCUAUCACCCUUAUGGAAGGUAAAUAUAGUGCUAAUCCAAGUGGAACUAAUAAGACAGUAGGAUUCCCGUGGAAAUGUAUCAGUGCUUCUUCAUUUUUUUUUUUUUGUAUUUUUUUUGAUGCGUGUGGUAAACGGGCUAUUGAUAGACAGAUGUUUCUCUUCUUGUUCAUUUGGAGUGAAAUAAAUUCUAGCUUUUCAAUUUA